Molecule: messenger RNA, 4896 nt
Organism: Magallana angulata
Lineage: Eukaryota; Metazoa; Mollusca; Bivalvia; Ostreida; Ostreidae
Product: xanthine dehydrogenase/oxidase-like
Exons: 35
Coding region: 133-4092 (1319 amino acids)
Molecular function (GO): FAD binding; oxidoreductase activity; iron ion binding
Source: RefSeq, a predicted model, not a curated record
UGGAUCGACAUCAAACUCUCUCUCUCUCUGUGCAGACGACAGCCAGCGUCAAGGUGUAACAAUGUCUGACCGGUGUUGUUAAACUACAAAAUAGUUCAAUUGUUUCAGCAUACUGACCAUUACAGUUCCUUCAUGACAACAAAGACAAUGUAUAAAUCGUACGUGAGCAACCUGAAAGACGAGCCAUCGGUUUUGGUAUUCUACGUCAAUGGAAAACGGAUUGCCAUUGACAAUCCUGAUCCAAAAGUGACACUUAUACAAUACUUGCGACGAAAUUUGUAUCUGACCGGAACCAAGGAGGCGUGCAGUCAGGGAGCAUGUGGCGCCUGUACGGUCAUGAUAUCAUACUACAACCACCACCAGAAGAAAAUCAUUCAUUAUUCCGGUAACGCCUGUCUGACGUUGCUGUGCUCGCUGCAUGGAAUGGCGGUCACCACGGUGGAGGGGAUCGGAAGCACGAGGAACGGCCUCCACCCCAUUCAGCAAAGCAUGAUGGAGAACCACGGAGUCCAGUGCGGCUUUUGUACUCCGGGAAUGGUGAUGACCAUGUACACAGUAUUCCGGAAUAACCCGGAACCAACACAGGAAGACAUGGAAAGGGCGCUCGAAGGAAACCUUUGUCGUUGCACUGGGUAUCGUCCGAUUUUGGAGUCGUUCAAAAAGAGCUGUCCUUGCGGAUUAGGUCUAUGUCAACAGAGUGCCGAGGAAAAGAAAGACUUGGCAGAGAAAACGACUGUCGAAAAACCAACCCCAGAAAAAUAUGAUAAAAGUCAAGAUGUCAUCUUUCCGAGUGAGCUGCAGAAAUCCACAGAGUUAAGCCAAAAGAACGCGAUGUUUGUUGGGGGUGGCUACACCUGGUUUAGACCCAUUUCCUUGGACAAACUGCUGGAGCUCAAGAAAGCUUUCCCCAAAGCAACAAUUGUGAUGGGCUCUCAGACUGUCGUUGGAUCGAAAAUUCGGAACAAUGCUUUGCCAUCACCAGAAAUAAUUUGUUGUACCCAAGUCUUGGAACUAAAAAGGAUCGUUCAGGGGACCAGCUCUAUAAGUAUAGGGUCGGCCGUCACGUUUGCCCAGAUGGAGGAGUUUCUGAAUGGAGUGUUGAAAGACAUGAAGGAGAAAGAAUGCAACAUAUUCUCUGCUUUGCUGGAGGGAUUGCGCUGGGUUGGAGCGGAUCAGCUGAGGAAUGUUGCUACUUUCGGGGGCCACUUGAUGAGCGUGGGACCACAUGAUCUACAGACCUUAAUGCUGGCUGUUGGUGCUGAACUGAACUUUAUUUCAGCUCAAAAGGUAGAAAAGAAAAUAACAUAUGAGAGAUUCGUGGAGAACGGCAUCCAUGCGCCGGAUUCCAGUGACGUUCUGGUAUCCGUCUGUAUUCCUCUCACUAAACAGAAUGAAUAUGUUUUGUACACGAAACAACCUUUCCGCCGAGGCAUGGACUAUGCCAUUGUAAAUGCGGGCAUGUUACUGAAAGUAGACGACAAGAAAGGGACCAUCGACACCCUACGGUUCUGUGCAGGGAAUAUAGAGAGCAAACCAUGUUCUCUUCAAAAAGUGUCCAACCUUGCAAAGGGAAGAGCCUUCGAUGACAAGUUAAUACCGGACGUAUGUGACGUCAUCAUUGAUGAGCUGAAAGGUUGCAAAUCCGACUCCCUAAAGUACAAAAUCUCCCUAGUCUGCGGCUUCUUCUACAAGAUGUAUAAGCAAAUCGUGGAAACCAUACAGUCAACAAAAGAAAAGACAGAGUUUGGGUUGACACCUUCUCUUUCCACGGGAGCGCAGUACUACGAUGUCCCCAAUCCCGAGGCCAAGGAAAUCGUCUGGAAACCCAUCCCUCAUGCUGCUGCCAAAAGUCUGGCAUCUGGAGAGGCAGUAUUUAUUGAUGAUAUGCCUAAAUACGCAAACGAGCUGUCGCUAUGGUUUGUGACCAGUACCAAGGCCCACGCCAACAUCCUGUCCAUCGAUCCGUCGGCCGCCCUGGCGGUCCACGGGGUGGUGGACUAUGUGGAUUAUAGAGACGUUCCCGGGAGCAACAUGUACGGUCCCAUGGUCCACGACAUACCUCUGUUUGCUGAAAAAGAGGUUUCUUUCCAUGGACAACCUAUCGCCGGAAUCAUCGCAGAGACGCGGGAAAUAGCGCGAUCGGCAGCGAGGCUUGUGAAGGUGGAGUACGAGGACCUCCCAUUGAUACUGACAAUAGACGAAGCCAUCGAGAAAAACAGUUUAGAUGAGUAUGUUGCGAGUCAUGUCAGUGGUGACGUAGACAAGGGUCUUGCUGAGGCGGAGAUGACGUUAGAGGGCGUCAUAGAAACGGGUGCUCAGGAGCACUUGUACAUGGAACCCAUCUCCGCUCUGGUGGUUCCCAAAAGGGAGGACAAAGAAAUGGAAGUGUUUGUCAAUACACAGGAAUCUGCAAACUGUCAGAAAGACGUUGGUCACUUUUUGGGGAUACCCUUCAACAGGGUCAGUGUUCGAGUAAAGAGAGUUGGUGGAGGAUUUGGCGGGAAAGCAUUGGACACGGUUGAAGCAAGUGGAGUAGCGGCCGUGGCAGCAUGGAAAGUGAAUCGGCCUGUGCGUCUCAUCUACACGAGAUCAUAUGACGUCAAGACAACCAGCAAGAGGCAUCCAUUCAGAGCCGUGUACAAGGCUGGUUACACGAAAGAUGGGAAGGUCACAGCUCUUUCGAUAGAUUUGUUUGCGAACGCUGGUUGGAAUAACGGGAUCAGUACGUUUGUCUUGGAGCUAGGAAUGCUUGCAAUGGAGGGAACCUUUGACAUUCCAAACUACCGAGGAACGGGUAGAGUUUGCUUGACCAACCUGCCAUCUAACGGGGCUUUCCGGGGGUUCGGGGCGCCCCAGGGGACCUUUAUUAUACACAGUAUAUUUUACGACAUUGCCAAAAAGACAGGGCUUUCAUUCAAUAAGAUCAGGGAGAUGAAUAUUUACAAAGAGGGAGACAGGAAUAUCAACGGAAUGGUGCUCAAACAUUUUAAUCUACCCAUAUGUUGGGAAGAUUGCAAAACGCAGAGCAAGUUUGAGGAAGUAUCCAAAGAAAUAGAAGAGUUUAACAGCAAGAACAAGUACCGGAAACGAGGCAUCGCCAUGUCGUCCUGUGUGUUUAGCAUCGGCUACCCGUUCUUGUUCAUGUGCCAGGCUGGUGCGCUGGUGAAUAUUUAUUUGGAUGGGUCGGUACUUGUGACACACGGAGGAAUCGAAAUGGGACAGGGUCUUUUCACAAAGAUGAUUCAAGUGGCGGCCACUGUACUGGAGAUUCCUAUAGAGAAGGUGUACAUCAGUGAGACUAGCACGGUGACCGUCCCCAACGCAACAGAAACAGGCGGCAGUUUUGUCGCGGAUCUUAACGGGGGCGCGGUCAUGAAUGCGUGCCAAAUCCUGAAAGAUAGAUUGCAGCCAUUAAGAGACGCCAUGCCUGAGGCAAGCUGGGAACAACUGGUUCAAGCUGCAUAUUUUAGCAGAAUAAGUCUUUCAGCCUCAGGAUUUUACAAGUCCAGGGAGAUCGGCUAUGACCCCAAGAAGCAGGGGGAGGGGGAGUACUGUCUGUACAACUCGUACGGUGCCGCCUCCACCGUGGUGGAAAUUGACUGUCUGACCGGAGAACACCAGAUACUUCGCGCUGACAUCGUGUUUGACGUCGGGAAGAGUCUGAACCCCGCCAUUGAUGUCGGACAGAUUGAAGGGGGCUUCGUGCAGGGUGUUGGCUUAAUGACAACUGAGAAAUUAACGGUGAACAAGAGUACGGGUGAACUGACGCUCUAUGGCCCGGGUAACUACAAGGUUCCCGGCAUCAAAAACAUUCCCAAGGAGUUCAACGUCACGCUGCUGAAAGACGCCAAAGGAGAGAGGAGGCCUUUGUAUUCCUCGAAGGGGAUCGGAGAGCCUCCUCUACUGUUGGCCGCUAGCGUGCACCUGGCUCUGAGGGAGGCAGUCAACGCUGCGAGGAAAGACCACGGGCUUUCGGACAACUACAAACUGGAGUGUCCGGCAACGCCCGAGAUUAUCCGAAUGGGCUGUGACGGGCCGAUAGUCAAAAAGGUUGAUGGCAUCAAAGAAAAUAACCAGAAUAUUAAAUUCUAAGAGAAUAGAUCAGUAUUUGUACGUGUAGCUCACUGUAGAAAAUAUAGACUAUACUUGUAUGUUUGAUAUCGCAUUUACAGUAGAAAUAUUGGUUCUUUAGAAUUUGUUUGAACUAUUAAUAAUAUUGGAUUUGACGAUUCCAAGUGAAGAAGCGAGACGUAUCGAUGUUGACAAAUACCUCAUUGUUUUCUGUAUUCAUUGCAAAAAUAUAUGUACAUGUACACUCAUAUCUGCUUUGACUGUGUUAAUCAAGAAUCAUGGCUAGAUAUACAUGUGUAUAUGUUGUAUCAUAUAAAAAUUGUUUUAAGAUUGUCCGUGCCUCUAGAGCCAUCCCAGGACUUUCUAGAAAAAAAUUAAAACAAAAAGAUCAUUUUUGAAAAGUUUCAAUUUAAGCAAAAUAUCCGAAGGACUGACCGUAGAAGUCUUUCGGCUGGAAAUGUUAGUAAAUGAGUUGCAAAAAUGCUAAAUAUGGAAUCCUUGAUUGUCUACUGUAUAAAAUGAAGCCCAACAAAGGGGGCAUUUCCAAUCAAAAGAAAAUCACUGAGAUUGGUUUUACUGUACAUAUUAGAAGUACAAUUAAUGAAUAAAGUUCAUAACAUUUUAAACAAUUUACUUCUAUAGUUUCUAGUAUUGUAGUAUCAUAUCAUUUCUGGGCUUAAGUAAAGGGAAUGAAUCUACGCAUACAGAAAUAAUACAAUAAGCUGCAGGUGCACCAUAUAUCCAAUUUAUCAGUGUUUUUAACGAAACAGAUACAGGCACAUCGAUGAUUUUUACAGAAAUAAAACACUUUUAUCAUUUUUAUAA